AUGGCACCAGGCCACCAGUCGCUCGUAAAGGAAGCAGCUAAGUACGCUGAAGAAGUCAACAUCACACUUCAGCUUGAUACCCUAAAUCCCGUGUGUGUUACAACAGAAGGAAAGGUGGUAACUGCAGCAAGAGCUGGGAGUCUGUUGAAGCAAUCUCAAGAGAAGCAGUUCUUGGAGAUCGCCAAAGACAAAAAGUGGCAAGGAAAGUUAUUCCGUAUCAGAUGGGAAGAUGAGAGCCUAAGCAUAACCAGCUGCUUUGCAUGGUUAAAAGGUUGGGCUACAUGCCCUACACAUACCAACGCGGACAUGUAUGAAUUGUAUGAGCAGUUGUUACCUACGAAGCUCUACACAAAGGAGAAGACGCAAACCUCCACCGACGGCGAAGUUCUAUGCAGGUUAUGUGGGAAGGGAGCUGAGAGCGUUGCACAUGUAUUGGCUGGAUGUUCCUCCCUGGCACAAACCAAGUACCUAUACAGGCAUAAUGCAGCUUUGAAGAUUCUGUUUUUUGAGCUCCUACGAGAGCAUGGGUUAAUGGAAGAGGUUCCACCAUGGUACUCACCGGUGAUGCCAAAACCAGCCUACCAGAACAGCACGAGUGAGGCGUUUUGGGAUAUUCCCACCUAUGCAGAGCACAACGAAGUUAGAGCAAAUCGGAUCGACGCACGACUUGUCAACCACGACAGGAAAGAAGUCUGCACAAUAGGACAAUUGCACGAUGACGUCAUUUUACUACAACUACCAGAAUCCUUGAGUUUGUUGUUUUCUUGUGCAAAUUAAGGCUAUUGUUCUUUAAUCCUCAGUGGGAUUGACAAAUUUAAAUAACAAAGCAAAACCGAAUUGAAUUCUGGUAGUUGUAGUCAAAUGUCGUCAUCGUGCAAUUGUUCUAUUGAAAUGAGCUGCCCAUGGAUUGAGAGUAGAGCUAAGAAAGAUGAGGAAAAGACACUCAAGUAUGGGCCCAUGAUGUGGGAGCUGAAGCAGAGAUACAAUGGUUACAGGGUUGAACGGUACAACGUAAUAAUUGACGUACUGGGGGGUUACUCUAAACACCUAGAGAAGUCGGUGAGAAAGCUACUUGGAGCGAGAGCACGGAGCGUACUUGAGCAGAUGCAGAAGUCGGUCAUCUCAAACACUUUAAACAUUGCCAGAACAUUUAAGAUAAAUACUUAG
Messenger RNA from Porites lobata, 1167 nucleotides. The record is from the annotation of a GenBank genome assembly. Lineage: Eukaryota; Metazoa; Cnidaria; Anthozoa; Scleractinia; Poritidae.